Molecule: messenger RNA, 594 nt
Organism: Marasmius oreades (fairy-ring Marasmius)
Lineage: Eukaryota; Fungi; Basidiomycota; Agaricomycetes; Agaricales; Marasmiaceae
Exons: 3
Coding region: 1-594 (197 amino acids)
Biological process (GO): regulation of DNA-templated transcription
Cellular component (GO): nucleus
Source: RefSeq, a predicted model, not a curated record
AUGGACGAGCUUCAGCACAUACGUACUCUUCUUCGACCUCCUCCAAUACCUGGCAUCCCAGAUUGGGGAGUACCUCCCGAACCAGGACCCAACGAACAGGAGCCUUGUGAUCCUGCCAUCGAGGCCAAACUACUACAAUUUUACCACCUCAAACAUCCGACCACAGUCCCCUCUUCGUCCGCUACAUCGGCCUCUGAUCCAGUUCCUACGCCAAGGCAUUUCAACGACUCCCUCAUGUCCAAUCGCUCCUUUCGUAAUCCUCACCUGUACACGAAGCUUGUGGAGUUUGUCGACGUUGAUGAACGAACAACAAACUUUCCUAAAGAGAUUUGGAAUCCGUAUCAAGUUGUAGACGGACCAAACGGAUGGGAUGCUGAAAAAAUUGCGGCCUAUCAAAAGUCGCGGUCAGAACAGCAAGCGCAGGCACAGUCGUCUGGCAAGCGUACGCACGUAGACUUCACGUCCUCAUCCCACCACAUUUCGGCGAAGGAGAAGAACUGGGAACGCGAUAAGAUUAAGUAUAAUCCAUAUAGCGCCGGUACUAAGGGCGCUGGAUAUGGGGGCCUAAGAGGAAGGGUGCGUUUGGGUAAGUAA